AUAAUGGAUUUCCAACCAGGGAUGGAAAGUUUGGACCUCAAUUCAACCAAGGACUCACGGCUGAUGGAUGUUGAAGGAAUCCUUUACCCCAAGGAAACUGGGAUGUAUUGGGAGGAGAUACAGAACUUUAAAGCUCGGCCUGAUGAUCUUCUUAUUUGCACUUACCCCAAAGCAGGGACUACUUGGAUGCAGGAAAUUGUGGAUAUGAUCCAACAUGGAGGAGACCCAGAGAAAUGUGCUCGGGCUCCGAUCUAUCAACGCAGUCCCUUCGUAGGGUGCAGCUUUCGAGUUUCCAUCCCUACAAGCAUUGAAAAAAUAAACGCAAUGCCCUCUCCACGCACACUCAGAACCCAUUUCACAGUUCAGCACCUACCACCUUCCUUUUGGGAUCAGAAGUGCAAGAUUAUUUAUGUGGCCAGGAAUGCCAAAGACAACAUGGUUUCCUAUUUCCACUUCCACAAUAUGACCAGUAUAAUUCCGGACAGUGGCAGCUGGGAUGAGUUUAUGGAGAAUUUCAUUGCAGGGAAGGUUUGUUGGGGCUCUUGGUUUGAUCACGUUCAAGGCUGGUGGAAGGCUAAGGACCGUCAUCCGAUUCUAUAUCUGUUUUAUGAAGACAUUAAAGAGGACCCAGCCCGUGAAAUCCAGAAAAUAGCUCAAUUCCUGGGAAUAGAUCUCUCUGCAUCAGUUCUCAACCGGAUUGUGCAGCACACACAAUUUGAGAACAUGAAAACAAACCCAUUGGUUAAUUACAGCACCUUGCCCUCUCUGUUUGACCUAACUGUGUCCCCCUUCAUGAGAAAAGGAAUUGUUGGAGAUUGGAAAGCGCACUUCACUGUGGCCCAAAGUGAACAACUGGACAACAUCUGUGCUCAGAAACUUGCCUGCAAUGACCUUACCUUUCGCACACAGUUAUAAGCCCAUCUCUGGACCUCUCACCUUCCUGGCGACACACAUAGGGAAUGCUGAUCUUAACUACUCUAAGAAAUACAAGUCAGGAAACCACAGCAGCGUCCAGCUAACCAAAGUGUAUAUUUAGUGUUUUGUCUUUUUUUACUUUAAUGACUUUGUAGUCAUCAGUGAAUUUUAAUACAUUCUGUUAUGAUAUUGACAUAAAGAACAAGUCAAAUCUA
Molecule: messenger RNA, 1130 nt
Organism: Anolis carolinensis (green anole)
Lineage: Eukaryota; Metazoa; Chordata; Lepidosauria; Squamata; Anolidae
Product: sulfotransferase 1C2
Exons: 7
Coding region: 4-915 (303 amino acids)
Biological process (GO): sulfation
Cellular component (GO): cytoplasm
Molecular function (GO): sulfotransferase activity
Source: RefSeq, a predicted model, not a curated record